Phragmites australis (common reed) is the source of this 1453-nucleotide messenger RNA. RefSeq names its product metal tolerance protein C2-like. Lineage: Eukaryota; Viridiplantae; Streptophyta; Magnoliopsida; Poales; Poaceae. Gene Ontology annotation, molecular function: zinc ion transmembrane transporter activity. Gene Ontology annotation, cellular component: Golgi apparatus; membrane. The transcript is spliced from 10 exons. The coding region runs from base 227 to 1315 and encodes 362 amino acids. Gene Ontology annotation, biological process: zinc ion transport; transmembrane transport; intracellular zinc ion homeostasis. The record is from RefSeq and is a predicted model, not a curated record.
ACGUGUGGUGUAUUCAGUUGCUCCUCCUGCUGCUGCUGCUGCUGGGAGCAAGGAGGUAGGUGCAAGACGAAGAAGGGCACGCUGACUCUCCUCCUGAGCUGUAGAUUUAGGAUCGGACGGCCAGAGCUAGCUACCUCGCUCUUUCUUCGCAGUUGCAGCGGGGACCGAUUCAGAUCUCGUUUGGCGGCGGCGACGACGACGUCGAGAAUCGGCGCGCGCGCAGGCCAUGGCCAUGGACACCCCCAAGGCCAAGGAGGCAGCAUGGAACGCCAACUACGGCGUCGUCGGCAGCGGGGACCGCCGACUGGCCUUCUCCCGCCAGCUCUCCCUGGUCUCCUCCAACGCCAACGCCGCCACGCCGCGCCUCGCCCGCUCCGACUCCUCCAUCUCCAUGCCCCCCCAACUCGGACUCGGCGCCCCGCCACCCAAGCCCAAGAAGCUCCUCUACCUCGGCAGCCGCCCCAUGCGCCGUCUGGCCCUCCUCCUCGCCCUCAACGUCGCCUACUCCGCCACCGAGCUCGCCAUCGGGCUAUUCACCGGACGCGUAGGUUUAGUUUCAGAUGCUUUCCAUUUGACGUUUGGAUGUGGCUUGUUAACUUUCUCAUUGUUUGCUAUGUCUGCCUCCCGAACCAAGCCUGAUAAUCUCUACACCUAUGGGUACAAGAGAUUGGAGGUCCUGGCUGCCUUUACAAAUGCUCUGUUUCUGUUGUUCCUGUGUUUCUCUUUGGCUGUCGAAGCAUUGCACGCAUUUAUGCAAGAUGAAUCGGAGCACAAGCAUUAUCUCAUUGUUUCUGCUGUCACCAACCUUUUGGUUAACUUACUUGGCGUCUGGUUCUUUCGGAGCUAUGCUCGUGUUAACAUAGUUUACAGGAAUGCAGAGGAUAUGAAUUACCACUCUGUCUGUUUGCAUGUUCUGGCAGAUUCGAUACGGAGUGCAGGCUUGAUACUGGCUUCUUGGUUUCUUUCAUUGGGGGUUGAGAACGCAGAAGUUUUGUGCCUGGGUAUUGUUUCAGUUGCAGUGUUCAUGCUUGUUUUGCCACUAUUUAAAGCUACUGGUAAUAUCCUACUGCAAAUUGCACCUGGCAACGUGCCACCUUCGGCCUUUCUGAAGUGCUGCAGACAGAUUACUGCUUGUGAGGAUGUUUGUGAGGUACGCCAAGGUAGAUUCUGGGAGCUUGUACCUGGUCAUGCUGUUGGUUCUCUGUCCAUUCGGGUGAAGAAUGGCGCUGAUGAUGAGUCGGUCCUUGAAUACGUGCAUGGCCUAUAUCAAGAUUUGGGCAUACAGGAUUUGAGCAUCCAAGCUGAUGACUUGUAGUUGCGGAUCCCCGUUAUAGUGGAAAAGAGGGCUAGAUUAGGCCAAAUUCUUGGAACUGUUACGUGUAUAUUAUAGGACUGAAUGAACUACUCAAUUGCAGCGGCUGCAGAAAAGAAGGGAGAUUACGGUUGCAGUGUG